AUGAUGGUAUCUUCUACCGCAACUGUGCCCAUCCUCUUGGCAGCAGCAAGCGGCGUCCUCGCUCUUGUUCCCACCCCCGUUCUUCAGCACAAUGGCCGAUCCGAAAUCACACCCGGUCCGUCCUGCGGCGAGUUCCCCUGCGGCUCAGAACUAGCAGCCAUCCCCAGCUGUGCCAUCCCUUGUAUCGAGUCAGCGGGCUUGGGUCUAGGCUGCGCGACGGCCGACUACGGAUGCCAGUGUGACAAUCUCGACGCCCUUCAAGGAGCUGCAGUCAACUGUGUCAUCGACGGCUGUGGUGGUUUCGACAAUGCUAUCCCGGUGGUGUACUCUGCUGUGGCCAUGUGCCAGUGUGUGGGCUCCAACAGCCCCCUGCCUACACCCUGCCCAUCGACCACCACCACAAGCGAGGAGCCAGUCAUCACCGAGGCUCCCUGCGGUGACUUCCCUUGCUCCGCCGAGCUUGAAGCCAUUCCCAGCUGUGCUAUACCAUGCAUUGAGAACUCGGGCGAGAAGUUUGGUUGCGGCAGGACAGAAUACGGCUGCCAAUGCCUGAACCUAGAUGCUAUCCAAGGCGAUGCUGUACUGUGCGUUAUCGAUGCUUGUGGUGGCUUCGACAAUGCUAUUCCCGUCGUGUACUCUGCCGUGGCCAUGUGUCAGUGUGUAGCGAGAAACACGCCGCUGCCGACUGCUUGCCCGACGACGAGCACUGCGGGGACUACAUCGACAGCUGAGACGUCGACUGAGGAGACCAGCGCCGUUGAGACCUCCAACAUGGAGACCAGCACCGUUGAAACCUCCACCGUCGAGACCACCGCUGUAGAGACAUCCACCGCCGAGACCUCGACGGUAGAAGCCUCGACGGUCGAGCCAUCCUCCACACCGACAUCUGACUGCUGCCCCGAAGAAUCGACCACCUUGGACAUCUCUACACCGCCUACGCCCUCCAUCACCACACCCUCUAUCGUCACCACUACCACAGCAGUAAGCUGCCACAUCCCCUGCGCUGGCCAAGCAUCCGCCAUUCCCGUCUGCGCAACGGCCUGCAUCGAAUCCGCCGGUGGUGCCGUCGGCUGCGAAAGGGGUGACCACAAUUGCCAGUGCGCGUCGAGCAAUGCCAUUCAGGCGACUGCUGUCAACUGUGUGCUUGGGGCUUGUGGGGGUAUUCCUGGAGCGGUGAAGGUUGUUGAGUCGGUUGCUGCUAUGUGCGGGUGUGUCAGUGCUAGCCGGCUGAGUUCUUGUGAGACGACUACGAAGACGAUUACGGUUGGGGAUGGUGAUGAUGAUGGGGGCUUUGUUACUACUACUCCUGGGGGGAGUCAGCCUGGGAGUGGGUUUGUGAGUGUUACUAAGACUGGGGGUGGUGGUGGAGGGCCGGUUGAGACGUCUCAGCCUGGAGAUGGUGGUGAUGGAGAUGGUGGUGAUGGAGAUGGGGAUGGGGACAGUGAUGGAGGUGAUGGCAAUGAUGGUGGUGACGGUGGUGAUGGACCCGGAGAUGACGACGAGCCCCAAGGCCCUACACCAACCACCUCACGCCCACCUGUCGUCACCGCAGGCGCCUCUUCUAAUACUCUUUUUAGUGGCGCUUCAGGCUUCACUGGUCUCCUGAUGAUGUUGGCAGCUUUUGUGUAA
Messenger RNA from Podospora bellae-mahoneyi, 1629 nucleotides. RefSeq lists its product as uncharacterized. The record is from RefSeq and is a predicted model, not a curated record. The coding region runs from base 1 to 1629 and encodes 542 amino acids. NCBI's taxonomy places the organism in Eukaryota, Fungi, Ascomycota, Sordariomycetes, Sordariales, Podosporaceae. The transcript has 2 exons.